UGAACUCUCAUAGGGUUGCCAGCUUCCUUAAUCCCUUAGAAUGGUGAUUUCUGCUGUGAAAGUUUUAGCUAAGAUUUUAAUGACCAGGUUUAAGAAAAUGUAACAGACCAGCAGGUGUCCCAAUUACAUUUGCCAUUAAAAGGCUUUUUGUGGGGAUUUAAACAUUAUUAUUAAAACUAUUAUCUGUGUUGUGCUACACCUUGUCACUUACCAGCUGGGAUGAUUUCUGUGUCCCAGAAAAAAGAUUCUUAUAAAAAGGAAGCCAGGAAAGCAGAACAUCUCAGCACUCAACCCGCCAAAGGAAGUUUGGUAUCCCUUUGGCUUUCACUUCCCAACAGAGUGGAGAUGAUCCGCAAACUUACAGCUGCUGUUCUUCUGCUGAGCCUGUGUUUGGAAGGCUGCUCCAGCCAGCACUGGUCCUAUGGAUUGCGCCCCGGAGGAAAGAGAAACGCUGAACACUUGGGUGAUUCUUUCCAAGAGAUGGGCAAAGAUGUGGACCAGCUGGCAGAACCCCAGCACUUCGAAUGCACUGUCCACUGGCCCCGUUCGCCCCUCAGGGAUCUUCGAGGGGCUCUGGAAAGUCUGAUUGAAGAGGAAACCAGGCAGAAGAAGAUGUAAAUGCACUAGCCCCGAAGGAUCCACAACACCAAAGUAUAACGUGAACACUGAAAUCUGUGACCUGUUAAAGAUCUGUAAU
Molecule: messenger RNA, 697 nt
Organism: Phodopus roborovskii (desert hamster)
Lineage: Eukaryota; Metazoa; Chordata; Mammalia; Rodentia; Cricetidae
Gene: Gnrh1
Product: gonadotropin releasing hormone 1
Exons: 4
Coding region: 220-618 (132 amino acids)
Biological process (GO): multicellular organism development
Cellular component (GO): extracellular region
Molecular function (GO): gonadotropin hormone-releasing hormone activity
Source: RefSeq, a predicted model, not a curated record